UUGGGUGAUUUUGUGUGGAUUUGGGUGGCUGCCUGCAGUGCCCAGCCCGGAUUUCAGCUUCCCCGCGGAUGAACACCUGGACGUUUACGUGUCGGCUGCCGAGAGCCCCGGGCACUUCUGGAUCCAGCUGCUGGGGACGCGCAGCCUGCAGCUGGACAAGCUGACAGCCGAGAUGGGGCACUUCUACCAGAGCAGCCCCGCCGUGCCACCCCCGUCCCUCCACCCCGGUGACAUCGUGGCCGCUCCGUACCUGGAGGAUGGCGAGUGGUACCGGGCGCGUGUCCUGGGGACGCUGGACAGCGGCCACCUGGACCUGUACUACGUGGACUUUGGGGACAACGGCGAGGCUCCCCCCGAGGCUCUGCGGGCCCUCAGGAGCGACUUCCUGAGCCUGCCCUUCCAGGCCAUCGAGUGCAGCCUGGCCGGGAUUGUCCCCAACGGCGAGGGCUGGCAGGAGGCGGCUCUGGACGAGUUUGAUCGCCUCACUCACUGCGCGCAGUGGACGCCGCUGGUGGCGCAGAUCUGCAGCUACAGCCAGAGCGGCCUGGGGCCCCGGCCCAGCGUGCGGCUGUUCACCCAGCGCCAGGGACAGAGCCUGGAUGUGGGAGCAGAGCUGGUGCGUUUGGGUUACGCCGUUCCCGGUCCCCCUGAGGAGCCCUCAGUGAGCUGCUCCCGGUGUCCCCCGGUGUCCCCCAGUGUCCCCUCCCAGUGUCCCCCG
Cyanistes caeruleus (blue tit) is the source of this 718-nucleotide messenger RNA. Lineage: Eukaryota; Metazoa; Chordata; Aves; Passeriformes; Paridae. The record is from RefSeq and is a predicted model, not a curated record.